Messenger RNA from Phytophthora nicotianae INRA-310, 203 nucleotides. RefSeq lists its product as hypothetical. The transcript has a single exon. NCBI's taxonomy places the organism in Eukaryota, Oomycota, Peronosporomycetes, Peronosporales, Peronosporaceae. The coding region runs from base 70 to 198 and encodes 42 amino acids. The record is from RefSeq and is a predicted model, not a curated record.
GCUACAUUUUUGGGGUCUGGAUGCGCAGUAGCAUCUGCUAACCAUAGAGCGACCGGCUGAUAUGCAGCGAUGGCUCUGGACGGCGCUGUCUCGACUAAAACUCGCAGACGCUCGCUGGGAUUUGUCUGCUGGGGACGACGAGUUCAACUUGGCAUUUUGCUUACGCUUCACUGCGGUCAGUUCGAGUCAAAUGUCUGAUUCUC